Molecule: messenger RNA, 567 nt
Organism: Peniophora sp. CBMAI 1063
Lineage: Eukaryota; Fungi; Basidiomycota; Agaricomycetes; Russulales; Peniophoraceae
Source: the annotation of a GenBank genome assembly
AUGGCUCCGAAACGCAAGGCGGUGGCUGCCAGCGACGAGGAAUCGGAAGAAGAGCCAAUUAAGAAACCCGCGCGCACAAAGCAGACUGCGAAGAGGAGCCCCGCGAAACCCGCUCGCGGCGAUGACUCUUCCGAGGACGACGUGCCACUCUCCAAACCAAAGGCGAAAGCCGCGAAGCCCGUGACCGCAAAGAAGCCGCGUAUUGGUGGCGCUCCUGCCUCUACCUCCAAGAAGCCGGCGUCUAAGAAGAAGGCUCCAGUAGUUGAAGAAGAGUCAGAGCAGGAGCAGGAGCAGGAAGUAGAGGAGGAAGAUGACGAUGACGGGCGCCCUGGACGUAUCGUCGUCCACACAUCUCUAGAAGGCGACAAGUACGUCGAUCUUGGCAAGAAGAAGCGCGCAUCCGUGCGCGUGUUCAAAGGAGCCGUUAUGGUUGACAUUCGUGAGUUCUAUGGCGACGAAGACGACCUGAAGCCGGGCAAGAAAGGAAUUUCUCUGGGCAUUGAUCAGUGGAAGGCUCUGGUGGCGAGUGCGAAUACCAUCGACAAACUCGUCGACCGAAAGAAAUGA